Messenger RNA from Selaginella moellendorffii, 1063 nucleotides. RefSeq lists its product as uncharacterized. The record is from RefSeq and is a predicted model, not a curated record. Bases 25 to 519 code for a protein of 164 amino acids. The transcript is spliced from 4 exons. Lineage: Eukaryota; Viridiplantae; Streptophyta; Lycopodiopsida; Selaginellales; Selaginellaceae.
CGGUUCUUUCGCAGGACUGGGCCGAUGGCCAUGGAUCCGCCCAAGACGCCCAGUGUGGGCUUGGAUCGCGCCGCCGUGGAUCGCAAGCUCUCGGCGCCCAAGGGUGAGAUCGAGAAGGCCGCCAGCGCCAGGCGACAGUCGUUCAUGAAGGCGCCACACGAGAAGCCGGCGAUGCAAUACGAUGCCGAUGUGUUGCUGCGAGCUCUUUGCAAGCCCUGGGAAAUGGGUGGUCAUACACACGAUUUCCUGCUUUGCCAUCGCUCGGCAAGGAGUACCGAUCUAUACAAGCACUAUGAGACGGACAAAUACUUGAUCAAGGUAAGUUCUCGUCUGCGAUUUCUCGAGUCUAAAAAACUUCUUUUUUCUCCCCAGAAACAUGAAAAAAUGGUAGCCGAGAAGGUUGCCUGGAACAGGCAAAGGAAGCUACGAGAGGACAUGCUUCAUCUCUUGACAAGGCUACAUUCCAUCGAGAAGCAGCGACGUCGCUUUAUAGGUCUACGAAUCAUCCGUUGCCUCUGAGCCAACCCUGCCUGCCAUCACCACCGUGAAUGUGCUGCCUUGAGGGGUCGGGGUUAGAGUGUAGAGCCAUUUAGCAAAGCGACUUUGGCUAUGAGAGAAACGCAGAGAGAAACAUCCCGAGGAUUUUGAGGACAUACCCGACGACUUCAAGGAAGAGAAUGAGAACAUCAAAGUGGGAGCGAUCAAUCUCGCAAACACUUUCUUCGAGAAGAGAGCGUCCCAGCUUGCGUUGCUGCGGCCUUAUAAACCAGCCCCGGCUUAUCCAGAGCACCCUGUAGUACCGCCGCCGCCAGCAACCACGACAAGCCUCAUCGAGCCGCCAAAGUAUGUUUUGGAGCCUUUAGAUCCCAAAACAGUUGCGUUGAGGGAGGAGGUGGAAAAUCUCAACCUCUUCGACGAGAAGCUGCAAACUCUAUUACCUCCGGCACCAGGAAGCGCAAAGUCCUUUCCAAAGAAGAAGAAGAAGUAAAGGUCCUCGCCAACGGUUCACUUGUGCUUCGGUGCGUCUUUUACCUUUUCCAAAUCAAGUUUAUGGUUCUAAGCA